AUGUCAAAACUCGUUGGCCGACUCUACUCUUCUGUGCUCACACCCGUGCAGGCCAUGUCGAGCUUCCUGUCGCGGCCUUCCACACCACUAGGACAGCUGUCUCUGUCCCGAGGUGACCUGCAGUCAUGGGCUGUCCGUGGCCUCGUACUCUUCCUCUCCGUGUUCAUCUACACCCACCUCGCGUCACCGCGGCCACGAUCCCCAACAUGGCCCAUGUCCGUUGACGCGCUGAACAAUGCUACAUUCGGCUUCCAGCACAUCUACGUGCUCAGCACUCGGGACAGCUUCCGGGAUGGUCAGAGCAUAUACUUCUCCCUCCCCAUCCAUGACGGCGGUAUCUUGAAGCCCCCCUCAACCCCGAGCCCGAGCCGUGCUCGAGCGCGGCUACCACACUGCCUCAUCCUCGAAGACAAGACCGGCAUCAAUGCCCGCGCCCGCUCAGAAUUGUACAGCAUCUACCGCGCGCUCCGCGCCCGACCCCUUUUCGAAGACAUGCAGAUGUCCGACCUGCACAAACUCAAGAACUACUGGGACGAACCCGACACCAUGAUCCCCCGGGGCCCGCAACCAAACUAUCUCCCUUACUUUCGCGCACCGCCCACGCCGUCUAAGGAUGUAAGCAUCGACGACUACGCUUUCGAACGACUCGUCACGGGCCCCAAGCUCGGCGGCGCAAAAGAUUAUACCACGGCCAACAACAAGUUACACAUCGGCGAGUGGGACUUGAUCUUCUUGGCGGACUGUCGCAACAGAUUCGACGAGGAAGCACAGAAGAAGCUGCGCUCCGGCGCAAACAGGGAACGCACACCCUGGCGCCGUAUUGAUUGGGUGCCGGAGCGGGACAUGACUACGGAGCUCUGGUACGCGGAGAAGACAGACGCAGAUCGUGAAAUCGAGCGGAAGAUAAGGCAGCAGCAGCGGGAUCACGGAACGAGCGGAAAAGAUGGUGAAGAAGAGUUGUUGCACGAGCAAGGCCUAAGGCGCGUGGAAGGCAUGGACGAUGCGUGUUUGUUGGCCUACGCGGUGAGUCGGCGGGGUGCUGUGAAGCUGCAGAAAUGGUUUGGGGCGAGUGAUCCGGGGUUGGGGACAGCGGAUCUGUUUGCGAGGUUUUGUGGUGGUGGGGAUGGGGAGAAUGUGUGUUUCGCAUUGGGUGAAGGGGUUGUUAGGGAGAGGAAGGAGGGCUGA
Molecule: messenger RNA, 1185 nt
Organism: Cyphellophora attinorum
Lineage: Eukaryota; Fungi; Ascomycota; Eurotiomycetes; Chaetothyriales; Cyphellophoraceae
Exons: 2
Coding region: 1-1185 (394 amino acids)
Source: RefSeq, a predicted model, not a curated record